Molecule: messenger RNA, 3117 nt
Organism: Hirsutella rhossiliensis
Lineage: Eukaryota; Fungi; Ascomycota; Sordariomycetes; Hypocreales; Ophiocordycipitaceae
Product: protein STU1
Exons: 6
Coding region: 1-3117 (1038 amino acids)
Biological process (GO): astral microtubule depolymerization; mitotic spindle assembly
Cellular component (GO): microtubule organizing center; mitotic spindle midzone; spindle microtubule
Molecular function (GO): microtubule binding
Source: RefSeq, a predicted model, not a curated record
AUGGCCGAUACCAAGCUCACCGACCAGCACGUCACCGACCUGCUGACGGUCCUGCGCAGCGACUCGAGCCUCGACGCAAAAGUCAACCAAGUCACGGCCGUCAAGUCGCGCAUCAAGCAACACAAUGUCCCCGAGGCCGCCGUUCCCGACCUCUUCGACGCCUUGCGCGCCGCCUCCACCUCACAGCAUGCCGCCCUCGUCAACGCCGGCUUCACCGCCCUCAACCACCUCCUCACCCGCCUCUCACGCCAGGAGCCUCGUCUGCUCGCCAAAGAGGCGCCUCGCACCUUGGCCCUCGUCGUCGACAGGCUGGGCGACCACAAGGACAAGUUCCGCACCCUCGCCUCCCAGGCCCUCACCACCUUCUUCGCCGCCGCCCCUGCCGAUGUCGAGCGCGCCGUCAGGAACCAGGCCAUGACCGGCAAGAAUGCCAGGGCCAAGGACGCCGCCAUGCACUGGCUUCUGCAGAUGCACCAGGAACAAGGUCUUCAGUUCCGAAGCUACGUGCCCGUACUCAUGGAGCUGCUCGAGGACGCAGACGGCAUGGUUCGAGACGUUGCUAAGGGCACCGUCAUCGAGCUCUUCAAAACCGCGCCGAAUACUGCCAAAUCCGAUCUCAAGCGCCAGCUCAAAAACUUCAAGGUUCGCCCUGCCAUCGAACAGGCCAUCGUCAAGGCGCUCGCGCCCGCCUCCGCGCGCCCAGACACCCCCUCCGACGCUGCGCCCCCGAGCCGGCCCAACCUGGCUGCCAGCGUCUCCUCCCUCUCGAGCGAACGUCCGACGACCCCGAUGGUGGACACGCAGACCGAGCCCAUCGAACCCACGUAUGUCAACACCAACCGCGAGCUCGACGAUAUAUUCCGCGGCAUGGCAUUGCACUUUGAGGGUAGGGAGACGGAACAGAACUGGAUGAAGCGCGAGCAGGCAAUGGGCACGCUUCGCAAGCUCAACGCCGGAAACGCACCGGCCGACUUCCACGAUUCUUUUCUCACCGGGCUGCGGAGCAUGCUCGACGGCAUCAUCAAGGCUGUCACCUCGCUGCGCACAAGCUUAUCCAAGGAGGGAUGUGGCCUGGUCCAAGACAUUGCCAUCACCUUUGGCCCUGCCAUGGACAACAUGGUCGAGCUGCUCAUGCAGACGUUUGUCAAGCUGUCCGCGGGCACAAAAAAAAUCAGCUCCCAGCUGGCGAACGUCACCGUCGACACCAUCAUCGGCCGCGUGACGUACAGUGCCCGCCUGAUGCAGCACGUCUGGGGCGCUUGCCAGGACAAGAACGUGCAGCCAAGGAUGUACGCCACCGGCUGGCUUAAGACGUUGAUCAAGAAGGAGGCUCACCGCAAGAGCCUUGUCGAGCACACCGGCGGCGUUGAUCUCAUGGAAAAGUGCAUCAAGAAGUGUCUCGGCGAUGCGAACCCCGGUGUCAGGGAGAAGAUGCGGUCCGCCUACUGGGCUUUUUGGGCCGUCUGGCCGGCCAGGGCUGAUGCAAUCAUGGCCGACCUGGACCCAACUGCCCAGAAGCUCCUCAACAAGGACCCGAAUAAUCCCAACUCAUCAAAGCAGGCAGCCGACCCACCUCGGCCCGGCCUCGGGCUCUCGAGAAGCGCCAUGACGACGAGCAAGCCGAGCCUGCGCGAAGCCAUGCUGGCACAGAGAAAGGCAGCCGUGGCUACACGGAACUUGCCCCCGCGGCCGGGCUCUGCCAUGGCGCACCUCUCUCCUGUGCGCUCAUCAUCCAACUCCUCGAUCCACUCCACUGCGGCACCCAAGCCCGCCGGUCCACGGCCGGUCCCUACUCUGUCCGAGACCAACCAAGCAAUGCUCAAGGAGGCCUCGCCGAGGAGGACCGCGCCGCGACCGCGCCCCGGACAUGCUUCCCACGCGAGCGAGUCUGGUCCCAUGUCCCCGGCAGCCCGCGCGGCGUCUAAGAUUGCCUCUCCUCGCGGGAGCCCUGCGAGCCCGAGGGUACCGCACAAGGCAGUCGCGUCGCCCAGCCCCUUCAAGUCCCACGAGGACAUUACGCUUGUCGUACCAGCCAUGUCCAGCAUAGAGUCGGCCACGUCACAGGAACCGGCGCCGAUGGAUGCUUCAGCAGAGCCACCCGCAGAGCCGGCAGCGGAGCCCCUUGCGGAACCACCCGCAGAGGCACAAGCUUCACCUGUGGGUGUCGCUGCAGAGGAAAACCUGCAGCCGGAAUCCGAGUCCCCCCAACGUGCACUCAAGAUAUAUGAGGAUCCGUUCACCGAUGAGCGGCAACAAACGCCGAAGCCUACAUUAGCCGCGCCCGUCUUAGAAGACAAGCCUGUCAACGAGGAUGCGGCCCAACUGCAAAAGACCAACGGUCAUGAACCCACGGUAGAACAGGUCAGCUCUCCGGAAAAGACACGUCAGAAUUCACGACUGGUGGACAGCGGCAUUGCCAAGAUUGAGGCCAAGGCCCUCGAGGUUCAUGGCUUCAGGAAACUGCAAUCCCUGAUCCGCGACAGUAGGACCGUCUUCACCGACGACAGGUUUGAGGCGCUCCUGCUAGGUCUCUUCCAGUAUUUGCAAGCCCCUCUCAGCGAGGUGCCGUCGGACAAGGCCCAAGACGUCAAGGCCCAGAUCCUCACGACCAUCAAGCUCCUGCUCAAGCAGGAGAGGGACAAUUUCCAGCCCUUUGUCUCCCAGGGCCUCGAGUCCCUGCUCCAGACUCGCAGCGGCUACGACUCGAGGGCCCACAUCGUCAGCGGUCUCGAGCUCCUGGCCGACGAGCUGGUGACCCUCGGCGACGGCUCCGAGAUCAUCGUCGUGCUCACCGGACGCCUGCAGGGCUGCGCGGACACGUCGCCCGAGGGCUGCCGCACCCUCAGCAUGGGGCUCCACGUCCUCGAGGAGCUACUCGACAAGCGCGCCGGCCUGGUGCCAUCGGACAGCGAGCUCGCGCAGCUCACGGCGCUGGCCGGUCGCGUCCUGGGCUCUGCCGACUCGGGCGUGCGCAUGGACGCCGUCAAGCUCUGCGUCUCGCUGCAUCAGCGCGUCGGCGACGCGGCCUUCUGGGAGGCCCUGCGCGGCGUCGACGAGGACCCCAAGAGCCUGAUUACCUACUACAUUGUCAAGAAGCAGCGCGAGCAGGCUUCUUGA